Molecule: messenger RNA, 5100 nt
Organism: Synchiropus splendidus (mandarinfish)
Lineage: Eukaryota; Metazoa; Chordata; Actinopteri; Syngnathiformes; Callionymidae
Gene: ip6k1
Product: inositol hexakisphosphate kinase 1
Exons: 12
Coding region: 1698-3245 (515 amino acids)
Biological process (GO): phosphatidylinositol phosphate biosynthetic process; inositol phosphate biosynthetic process
Cellular component (GO): cytoplasm; nucleus
Molecular function (GO): inositol hexakisphosphate kinase activity
Source: RefSeq, a predicted model, not a curated record
CUGUUAGCCAGCGUUAGCACGCGAGGCUACUUAAACGGCAGUUCGCGCUGAGACUCGGUGUUUUUCACCGGAGUCUGGGACCGAGCAGGCGGGACAUUAACGCGGAAUAUUCAGCUACACGCGAACCCAGUUUGAAUUGUCGCAAUGUGUUGCAGGAAUUAGAAACAGAAGCUAACGCGGCUAGCUGCCGUGACAAGCUAAGGUCAAUAAGCUGACCAGUACUGACAGCUCGUAACAUGAGAAGGUAUCUUUCUGAGUUGCCUCCUAUAUUACCACUUCUACCAAGGUCAAUAAUGUAGUUACUAUUGUGGAUCGAGUCUUUAAAAUAAUCCGACUUUGCCUUAAUUGGUUUACCAAGUUGAUUGUUGUUACGCGAUAGAACUCUUCGUCUGUGUUUUGGAGCUGCUCACAACAUGGUUAUGACUGUUUCACAUCUUGCUUCCGUGAGAUCCAAUGUGCCUGUUCUGGUUCUGGUUGCUUGCUUGAGUGUGUAGCAGUGUUGGUUUGUUGAUGAUGUAGCAGAGUCUGGCACCAACAAACUGUAUUACACUGCUUAGGCAGACAUGAUGGAUGUGUUCAGUAGAUGUAAUAGGACCAAAAAUGUAAAUGGCACACUUCCAAACAUGAGUUACUACACUCAUGUUUGUGUCUGUGUGGCACUGGAUGGCGACCUUUCACGAGAUUGCUUCCAGUAGCCGAUGACCCUUGCUUACUUAACUCAAGCGGUCAACUGCGAAUACAUUGUUGUAAUUAGGACGUGAGGCGAUAAAAGAUAUGUCUUUGUUUUUGUGUUGUUUAUUUGCUUUAUUGUCAAUGGUGAACUAUUUAGUAUCACAUUAAAAUCCCAUCAGCAUUAAUUCAUUUAUGUAUUUAAAGAUAAGUUUGGUUUUAUUCUAUGAAUACAAACAAGCAACGUAUCACUGUUGUGGGGGAAAAUUUCUGAAUAAACUCAUGAUGUCGUGGCGCAACUGUUGACGCUGCUGCGUCAGAUGGGGUUUGUUGUUGUCCAAGGGGAUGGUUGGGUGUUUAGAAAGAUUAUGUAUGUUUGUGCCGAGUAACAACAUUACAGUCUGGACAGAUUCCAUUUUCAGAAGACCAGGCAUGCCUCAAUAUUGGGAUUGGAUGAGAAAUUCAAAUGCCGUCGCACCCAUCAAUGAAGAGAGAUAAGUCAAGUCUUCAGCAAAAGUUGUGUCCUGGCAGCAGAUGUCCUCCCUCUGAUGACUCAGAAAGGCUUUCCGUUGGUGAGAGAUCCAUCUGGUGGUCUGUCACAGCCACAUCAUCGCUUUAGUCUAUUUUCUGAAUCCUGACCACCUCUGAGCCAGAUGAAAGACAUAAAGUGCAGUCCAAACCAGUGUAUGGCAGUAAUGAGCUGCUGAGGCUUCACAAGUACACAGAGCUACUCGCACACAUUUGAUUCUUAAGGCAACUCUGAGGAAGUGGUGACCCUGGUUUCCAACCGUCUCUCCGUUAGUCUGCUCUCUCCCAUCCCCUUCACUGGUUCGGUCUUUCGACUCUCGGCGGUGGAUUGGAGUGCUCUGAUCGAAGGCUGUGCGAGGUGGUUUUUCGGUCUGGCGCCGCCUCCCCCAGGGGCCGGCGUGCGCUCCCCGCAGCCCGUGGUGCCCUGUGCCCCCCCGUCCCCAUCGCCACACAGCAGAGCUCAUGCCCCAGGAGGAGGUGCGGUUCGUCCGCCAGGAGCCAUGUGCCUCCCUCACUCAAUCAACAUGGAGAAUAAGCUUCAGGGGACGGGGGGAGGGGCUUUACUGCGGUCUCGUGUUGGAGGGGUUUCGCUGGAGCCCUUCAUCCACCAGGUGGGCGGACACACUAGCAUGAUGCGCUACGAUGAUCACACCGUCUGCAAGCCCCUAAUCAGCAGAGAGCAGCGCUUUUAUGAGUCUUUGCCACCUGAGAUGAAGGAGUUCACCCCGGAAUAUAAAGGUGUGGUGCUGGUGUGCUUCGAAGGCGACUCUGACGGAUACAUCAACCUGGUUGCGUAUCCUUACGGGGAAAGUAGCACCGAGGGGGGUUCUGGAGAGCCGGAGAAUCCCCCUGAGAGAGAGCAGCCCAGGAGGAAGCACUCCCGACGCAGCCUCCACCGCUCCUCCCCGUCCACGGAGUACAAGGAGGAGCGAUCGGAGAAGAGGGAGGUGCAAGACUCGGACAGCUUUGACAGCACUCUGACUGAGCUCAAGAGUCCCAGACUGGAGUCCAAGAUCCACUCGGACGUCCCCUUCCAGAUGCUGGACUGGAACAGUGGCGUGAGUUCGGAGAAGAUCAGCCACAAUCCCUGGAGCCUUCGCUGCCACAAACAACAGCUGAGCCGCAUGAGGUCCGAGUCCAAGGACCGCAAACUCUUCAAGUUCCUGCUGCUGGAGAACGUGGUGCACCACUUCUCCUACCCCUGCAUCCUGGACUUGAAGAUGGGGACACGGCAGCACGGGGACGACGCCUCCGAGGAGAAGGCUGCCAGACAGAUCAGGAAGUGUGAGCAGAGCACAUCGGCUACGCUGGGAGUCAGAGUGUGCGGCAUGCAGGUCUACCAGCAGAACACGGAUCAGUACCUCUGCAGGAACAAGUACUACGGCCGCGGCCUGUCGAUCGAGGGGUUCCGCGAGGCUCUCUACCAGUACUUGCACAACGGGAAGGGCCUGAGGCAGGACCUCUUUGAGCCAAUCCUCAAUAAGCUUCGCAGCCUGAAGGCCGUGCUGGAGAAGCAGGCGUCUUACCGCUUCUACUCAUCUUCGCUGCUCAUCAUUUAUGAGGGAAAGAACCCGGAGUCUCUGGUGGCCUCCACCUCAGCGCAGCAUGCAGCCCCUCAGAAGACCACAAUGACUCCCUCAGUGUCCCACCGCAGCUCUGGACCCACAGCACCUUUGGCCCAGGAAGCGCCUAGUGAAAAGGCCUCCAGCCAGUCGGUGGACCCAGGAACGCAGCCUCCUCAGGGACCCGGAAAAGCAACACAGCCACCCUCGCAGCCCACGGCCAUCAAAUCAGACUGCCCGCCCUCCCAACAGCCGGACCUCUCUUCUUCAUCAUCUCACAACUCGAAUGUCUGUCCCUCCUCCAGCACCUCACACGCGCAGCAGCCCCCUCUUGUGGAUGUCCGUAUGAUCGACUUUGCCCACUCCACAUAUAAAGGCUUCCGGGGCGACACUGCGGUCCACGACGGACCCGACAGAGGCUACGUGUUCGGACUAGAGAGCCUGGCCCAGAUCCUCGAGAGUCUGCGGGACGACAACCUGCCAUAGUCAGGGACGCACCGGCAAACACACCGCUUGUCAGUCAAGGUGUUGAAGUAGGCGCAGGUCACGCCCCGGUGGCUGUAAAUAAAGAGUCAACAACAGUCCACGAGGUCUGUCAGCCACACAAAGAUGAGCCGUUACUAUAGCAACCAAAUUCUGCAGCACUGGGGUGGAGCUCUGCGCCUGAACUCACAGACACUGUCACUUGAGUGAGUACCUUCAGUUACAUGAUGCAUUCCCUCUCUGCCGCCCGAACUGUACUCAGAACCACUGGGACAACUGCUUCCUAAAAACCCCACCCCCAACCGACUCCCCCUCUUGUCUCCACCAAAAGCAAGAGUUUCACCCCAAAACAUCCUGUUAAGCAAUAGGUCGCCUCUGUCAGCCUUGUGGGCAGCGCCCUCAACAGGCCGGGCAGUGAAGACCCUCAUCGCAGUCUUUAGAAAGUUUGGACCCAACGUGUUUGUACCCGUCGUCCUGUGACAGCGUCCUCUUGAGUUUUCUGUGACAGUUAUCGCCGAAUAAAGUCUGCAGAUAUCCUAGCAAACCUCUCAGCCAAUCCCACAGUGACCUCUCCCAGACAUAUAAACAACCCUCGCCCCUUUAUGAUGUCGGAACUUCACCGCUUUUAUUUCUGGGGGGUUUGUUAAACCCGUUUGUUUUAUUUCAGAGUGAUGUGUGACUUCAACACGACAAUCAGUUUUAUUUUCAGGAAGUCUUAAAGCUUUGAGUUUGAACAUUGUUCUUGAGUGCUUUGUUAUAUCUCUUUAUCCAGCACCUGUUUUCACGCUUAUAUGUCUGAAGCUGGACCGGAUCAGUCAGCCUGGACCUGGAGUCUGAGUUGUGCUGCAUUUCACACCGACAAAGUGGACCAGACUCCAGGCCAAAACCAAGGGAUAUAUAUUUCAAAUAUACAAUUUAAAGCAGAUGAUCAACUCACAUUGGGUUGGGCUUUCCGUGUUUGUGAUUCCACUACUGGGAACAUUCCAGUGUUUUCCCAAAAGGUUCGCCGUACUUGCAGAAUAAAUUCUUCCAAAGAUUGUCGUAAAUGAAUAAGAACAGAUUAAAUUUAAGAGUUGCUGAUGUCUAUCACAGCACUGUUGGGAGGAAAUCUGAAAAAGAUCUGCCCUCAUUUGCUCUUCUACCCAUUAACAAAAUGUAACAUCUUAUGUAAUGGGACCAAAUCUGAAGACUUGAAACAGCCCUAAAAACCCAGGCAACUCGUGAAAAUGCUGCAGUGAGAGUUUAUUUUCAUAAGGGAUUUGUUGAGGGAAGAAAAGUUUAGCAGAGGUGGUUGCAGCGCUGGGCCGGUGUCAUGUGAAUAAGAAGCUUAUUUUUCUGAUGUAGAGUAUUUCCAUUUGUGGAAAUAUUAUAGAUUAUAUUCAAAGAUUAAAGACCGUUCAAAACUAUUUUUUAGGAGUCUAUAUAAUUUUCUAAAAUGUUUUGGCUCAUUGUCACCCAGCUCUGCCCUACCACCACCCGAUUGGUCAGAUGGCCGGCCAGUCAGAGGAGUGCAGUCAUCACCGCUCAGUAGCCCAGCACUGCCCCCUGCUGAGAACAUAUAUGAAUAUUCUCUUUGAAGCACCCAUUGUGUUUUUGUCACUUGUCACAUGUAAGAUUACUGACGGAGCGUGUUGAUCAGUAUUAUGCUGCAGAAAGUUUGUGUGUGUGUGACCUUCACUUGUCUCACCUGUAAACAUCUGCAUGCACGUGAGCGCCCUCUAGUUGUAGGUGACCCCAGAAGGUUCUGGUCCCCACAUGACCCAAUGUUGAAUCACAAACAUUUUCAAGACUGGUUUCUACUUCCCUGUAUCGGUCCCGGCUGUUUUUGUUAGAACAGUGAACGUGACAUUAAAAGGUU